Molecule: messenger RNA, 4337 nt
Organism: Sitodiplosis mosellana (orange wheat blossom midge)
Lineage: Eukaryota; Metazoa; Arthropoda; Insecta; Diptera; Cecidomyiidae
Product: probable RNA helicase armi
Exons: 8
Coding region: 1529-4090 (853 amino acids)
Biological process (GO): regulatory ncRNA-mediated post-transcriptional gene silencing
Cellular component (GO): P granule; cytosol
Molecular function (GO): helicase activity
Source: RefSeq, a predicted model, not a curated record
AGUGUGAAACGAACUGUUUGCAUUCGGACGUUACAUUUUCUAGUCCCAGGCAAAAUGAGUUUUGUAGUGAUUUUUUUUUCCAUUCCUGAUGCAUUUUACGACAUUCACUGACGAAAAUUGCAACAGAAAAUAUAAAAAUACACGAAAACAACAAGAUGCAUUCGCAGCGCACUCGCAACAGUUAACUGAAGUAGCACAAAAGAAUGGCUAUUUUGAUGCUGAAAUUGUACCGGUUCCAAUUUCAAGCCGCACCGGAGAUACGUUAUUUGACAAAGAUGAAUACCCAAAGCAUGGAACAACCGUCGAAAAACUUGCCAACUAAAACCCUGUUUCGAAGAGAAUGGAUCAGUCACUGCUGGCAAUGCAUCCGGAAUCAAUGAUUCAGCGGCUGCCGUACUUUUGAUGUCACAAGUGGAAGUACAAAAACGAUGUGUAACGCCUUCGGCGCGCAUUGUUGCUUUCGGUCAAGGCGGUGUCAAUCCAUGGGAAUGUGCACGGCCGCUGCAGUAGAAGUCAGUGUGCUCUUUUUGGUGUCUUUGAUCCUUUUGAUCGCGUACUGUUUGUCAAUUCUGUUGUCUUUUAUUUUCAACACCUCACCAAAACCAACUUCACUCAAAACUUUUUCGACAACAAAGUUGUCGAAUGAUCUGUUUAGACUCCGGAGUAGCGGAUGCUCGGUCAUUACUGAAACACUACGGGCUAAAUUGCACUUUGAAACGAAAUCAGACGCUUGGUACGAGGGCACGUCAAUCGAUUCAAUCAAUUCAGCCACAGCAACUAUGUCUCUUUUGUCAGACGUUAACAAAGUCCGUGCAUCUUCACUUCGUUUACGUGUUCUCGUCAUACGUUGUUCUAACGAAUUAUAAAUGCAAUUGAUUAAAAGAAGAUAUAAUACAGACAUAGUUCGAUCAAAAACUGAUUUUCACCUACAAAGAAGAGUUUAGGCUUCAUUUACAUUGCUUCCACUAGAUGGUAUGCAGUUCGAAAUAUACUGGUAUGAAAUACUUCAAUCGUGCACACAUAGCGACGAAAUGCAUAGUCCAAGGAAAAAAAUGACAGGUCUUAAACAAAAUUUACACACAUUAAAACAUACGAUCGACCGUGGUCCAGAACGCGGCGAAUUUUGAGGCAUUUGAUCCAGUGGCACAACAAAUGAUAGAGCGAGAGAUGCCAAAGUCACAGUAUCCAUCAUAGAAAGUGCAACAUGUAAUCCGAAGAAGUUUGUUUACAUACUUUGAUUAAAACAAACAAAUAGCUGAUGUUGGCACAACUCCGUUUGAUAUGUGCUUCAUAAGAACUUUACAUUGAAAGAAACUGUGCACAAGCAUUUGUGUUAGUGAAUAUCAGCUGCUGUUACGUACGCUGUUCAUUUCUAUUCAUAUAUAUUCGAACAGUUGCUUGCGUUCUUUUCAACCGAAGUGUUCACAUCGCGAACAUCAACCAGUUUGAUUUGGAUUUUAGCAACGGAUAUUGGUACGAUAAUAAUUCAAUUGCUUAAUUCGAGAAACAGUAAGAAAACAAGAAGAAAAUGUUUAAAAGUAAUCUAGACAACAAAGCUACUGCCACUGAGAAUAAUACUCAAAAGGAUCUUAAAAUCGGUGUAAAAAACAAAGUGAAAAAAGAAACCGAAGAGAAAAUUAAAAGUGUCAUCCAAAAAGUGGAAGUGCCAAAGCUUGAGAGAGAAGUCUUUCGAGUUGAUGUGCCAAAAGAUGAUUGGAUCAAGGAAUUUCGUCGACAGCAUCCGCGUACGAUUGAAGUCGAUGACAAUUUAACCAUCAAAUUCGAUCGCGAUCAAUGCGAUAAAUCGGUGGAAAUUUUCAUUCGAAACAAUGCUUGGAAGCCAUUCUAUUUGGAAUCCAUUCACAUCGAUUUGGCGUCGGUUAGUGUACGUGGUGAUGUUUGCACAGCAACAAUUGAACCAAGGCACGAAAUGUCGAUCAUUUUGGAUGCUCGCUUUGUACCGGACAGGUGCGUAAGUGUAGCCCGAGUUGUCUUUCACUUCAAGAAUAUGGGAAUUGUACGACGAUCGAUUGGUAUAUCCUAUCAUAAGAAAGGACCCACCAUUCAAAGGAGCCUGUAUGAACCACCAGAUGAUUUGAUGGAAUUGAUUUGCCUCGAAAGAAAUAUCUCGCAAUCAAAAGUACUUGAUUUUCUCGAUGCCCGAGUGCCUGCGGUCGAUGACGAUUAUGCAGGACACUUUCACAGCUUACUGUAUUUGGAGGAGAUUGGAUUGACUAAGGCAUUUAAAGACAUGUACAAUCGAGGAAAUGCGCAUUUUGGUACGACUUUGGUUUCCAAGCAAAAUGGACGAGAGAUCCGUGAAAAGUACGAGCGAGGUGUUUACGAUUUGACUGUAAAUGAUCUAUUUGAAACACGACCGUCACUUCAAAUGGGUGACAAAUUGACCGUGAGAAAGCAGUCCAAACCAAAUAUCAGCUACGAAGGUGUCAUCAUUGACAUCAAAGAAGUGGACCUAAUCGUUGUUAAAUUCGACGAUGAUUUCGUUAAAACUUUCGAUCAUUCAGCAUAUUCGAUUGAAUUUUCUUUCUCGCGUUCAUAUGCCAUACGCCAACAUUUUGCUAUUGACUUAGCACUUGAAUUGUUUGGAUUGGACAUUCUGAUGCCGAAUGAAAUUAGUUUACGUGGCGCACCACUGUUGGGUGAAAAUGACGAAAUGGUACAGCAAACACAUGGGAAGAAACUUUCCUGGUUCAAUGAACAUUUGAACAAGCAACAAAAACAAGCCGUUCAACAAAUCAUCAGAAGCGAUUUAUUGAAUCCAUAUUUGAUUUUCGGACCGCCUGGAACUGGAAAAACGACGACACUUGUUGAAAUCAUCUUACAACUGUUGGCAUUGGGCAAAGAAUUUAAAAUUCUAAUUUUAACCCAAAGUAACAGCGCAUCAAAUCUCAUCACACAGCGUUUGGCUCAAUCGAAGUUUCUCGAUUCGGACAGUUUGCUACGCUUGAUAUCUUACAAUUACUCGAGUCGAAGCGAUGUUAUACCAAAAGACAUUGAAGAGUACAGUAAAACCAUUGACGAUUUGGUCGAUGGAGGAAAACAGAUGAAGCUUUGUAAACUUUUAGAGACCGUUAAGAGCUAUCGUGUUGUGAUCGGAACAUUUGCAAACAUUUCCAAAUUACUUGAAUCGCGUUCGCUGCGCAAUCAUUUUACGCAUUCAGUAAUCGACGAAGCGGGUCAGUGCACCGAACCCGAUGUACUUGUACCAAUGGUGUUGAUUGGUAAAAGAGGUCAAACCAUCAUGGCUGGUGAUCCGAUGCAAAUGCCUCCGCUGAUCAUAAACCGACAUGCAAAUAACCGUGGCCUGGGUGUGUCAAUGCUUGAUCGUCUAAUCAAAAGCUACUCAAAUUUUAACAAUGACGAUGCGGGACAUAAGAAAAACUUUGGUCCAUGUUUGAUUUCGAAAUUGGAUCUAAACUACCGUUCAUUGCCAUCAAUUUUGGAAUAUCCCAAUACACAGUUCUACAACUCUGAGCUAAUUCCAACGAUCGAUGCCGAAAGCAGUCGCGAGGCCAAACUGCUGAAGCAUUUGGAUGGCAUUUUUAAAGAAAUCGAGAAACCAGGCGCAUAUGGCAUUCAUUUUAUCAAUGUUGACGGCCGUAAUGAGAAACGGGAAACAUCAUGGUUCAAUGUUGCCGAAGUUACAGUGACCAAAGAAAUCGUGGACAGACUAAUGCAGGUGAAGAAUAAUGCAGAUGAAUUCAUUUUGAAUGAAGAGGACAUCGGUAUCAUCACUCCGUAUUUUCUCCAAUUCAAAGCUCUUAAACGUAGACAUGAAAAGAGGCCAAAUAUCAUGAUUGGUACGGUUGAAGAUUUUCAAGGAUUAGAACGAAAGGUCAUUCUGAUUUCAACCGUUCGAACAUGUCCUGCCGCAGCAAUUGUCGAUGUAGAUAGACAAUUGGGUUUUGUUAAAUGCCCAAAUCGCAUUAAUGUGGCCACGUCACGUGCACGUGUGAUGGUUAUCGUGGUUGGAAAAGCGGAUUUAUUAUCACGCGACAAACAUUGGCAUGCAUUAAUCGCUGGAUGCAAGGAGAACCACACAUAUCGAGAUUCGAUCAUGAUUCAAUAAAUUUUGAGACAAGUCGUGUGCACGUAUAUCACUACGUUUAAUUUGAAAUGCGACGUUUUUCGAAAUGAAAAUUCCUAACAAAUAUCCACAUCGACCAACAAAAACAAAACUGUUCAAGUCUUAAAACAAAGCAUAUUCAAAGCGAUAUUCUACAUCAAACUCAUUGUAAUACAUAUUAUCAUUGUGAUCACAAUUGAAGCAUGAAAAUAAAAUAAAAACAUCGCCAACCGGUUGUUAUCACAAGAAA